Molecule: messenger RNA, 1622 nt
Organism: Ziziphus jujuba (common jujube)
Lineage: Eukaryota; Viridiplantae; Streptophyta; Magnoliopsida; Rosales; Rhamnaceae
Product: serine carboxypeptidase-like 50
Exons: 1
Biological process (GO): proteolysis
Molecular function (GO): serine-type carboxypeptidase activity
Source: RefSeq, a predicted model, not a curated record
GACUUCGGAGCCUCUUUCUCAAGUUUAUCUUCCCCUUCCUUCUUCUUCUUCUUCUUCUCUUUUUUUUUUUUUUUUUUUUUUUUCCCCACAUCCCAACGUUAUGGAUCGCCAUUAUCAUCAUCCAUCUCAGCUUCAACUGGUGUGUUUCCCAAGGAAGCUCUCCCAACCAAAUCCGGAUACCUUCCAGUCGAUCGGAGCUCCGAGUCCGCCAUUUUUUACGCUUUCUACGAAGCCCAAAAGCCCACUUCACCAUCUCUCUCUCAAACCCCACUUCUCGUUUGGCUCCAGGGAGGCCCAGGUUGUUCGUCCAUGUACGGCAACUUCUUGGAGCUCGGCCCAUGGCGAGUAAAAUUCCAAGAACAACGCCAUGACUCCUUCACUCUCGAGCCCAAUCCCGGCGCUUGGAAUCGGAAGUUCGGAAUCCUCUUCCUCGACAAUCCAAUCGGAGCCGGAUUCAGUAUGGCUUCGAGUCCACAAGAAAUCCCGAGAGACGAGCUUUCGGUAGCCAAACACCUAUUUAUCGCAAUCACGACGUUUUUACAACUAAACCAGUCGCUUAAAUCCCGUCCCCUUUAUAUCGCCGGAGAGAGCUACGCCGGAAAGUAUGUUCCGGCAAUUGGGUACUACAUUCUGAACAAGAACGCCGGACAGUUGACGGAGCACCGGCGAGUAAACUUGGCCGGCAUCGCUAUAGGAAACGGGUUGACCGACCCGGUGAACCAGGUCGCAACUCAUGCUUCAAACGCUUACUUCUCCGGUCUAAUCAAUCAGAGACAAAAAAUCGAAUUGGAAAAGCUACAAUCCGAAGCGAUCGAUUUAGCUAAAUUGGGUCUCUGGAGCCAAGCAACAAACAUAAGGUACGCAGUCAUGGAUUCGCUGCAAAAGAUGACUGGGUUAGCAACAAUGUUCGAUUACACAAAGAAAGUUCCUUACGAAAUCAAUCGGGUUACUCGGUUUCUUCAAAACGAGGUAGUGAAAAGAGCUCUGGGAGUGAAAGAAUCGGUGGGAUUUCACAGAUGCAGCGACGCGGUGAAGAAUGCUCUGCAUGAAGACGUGAUGAAGAGCGUGAAGAACAUGGUGGAGAUGGUGUUGAAGAAGAAGAGCAAAGUUUUAUUGUAUCAGGGUCAGUAUGAUCUGUGGGAUGGAGUGGCUUCGACCGAAGCUUGGGUGAGGACGUUGGGAUGGGAAGAGACUGGGAAUUUUUUAAUGGCGGAGAGGAAGGUUUGGAAGAGAGAUGGAAAGGUUGCUGGGUAUGUGCAGAAAUGGAGGAAUCUGAGUAAUGUUGCGGUUUUCGGUGCUGGACAUCUUGUUCCCGUUGAUCAGCCUUUGAAUUCUCAGGAAAUGAUAGAAAAUUGGGUUUUGGAUCAAGGGUUGUUUGGUGAGAAGGAUUUGUUAUCAAAUCACUGGGGAACAUUUUCCUAGAAACUUUUUGGGAAGGAAUAUAAUGACUUGGAUGCACACAAUUUCGACAAAAAUAUGGGUGUCAUACUAAUUAAUGUGCCAAUCUCGCUUGUGAAAUUUUAAUAAAAAAAUCUUUUCUUAUAUUAAGGAAAGGAUUUGUAAUCGAAUUACUGAAUCAAUGUACUAGAAAAUUUGAUGUGUGUACUUUAAAAUAUUUUCUU